CGCUAAAACCUUUCUCACCUACGUAUUCAACCGAUCUCGAGCGCCCUCCACUCUGCGAUUUCUCUCAUCAUGACAAAGCCAAGUCUCUCAAUUAUUUGAUCGAAGAACCAACGUAAAGUAAAGUAAGAUACUGCAAACCGGAACAACCUUGACCAUGACAACGUUGAAUCACAUGCAUGCCCAAAUUCCAAUAUAGGUAGUAUGCCAACACACUUUAGCAAGUUAGAGGGAUCUCCCUCUMACAGGCGGAAAGCACAGAGGAGAAGAAGGUUUGACACACCCAAACUCACAAUAACUCACGACGGGUGUGUUAGUAGCACAACCAAUGUGUGGGAAAGAAACAGUCCCGGUGUCGAUGAAUCUUCAAUAGGACAGAGCUCAACGAACAUUCCAGAAUUUAUAUGCGUUCAAAACUGGCGGCGCCUGCCACAAAAUGAAGAACCAAACGAACAACAAUCGCGGGUACCGAAAAAUGAUCGCAACUAUACUGCUGAAAUCAAGAGGUCUGCCGAAUAUAAUUCCAACAAUGGAAUCACAUAUCGAGGUUCUCGAUCAUCACACCAUCGUUCGUUUGGCGACAGCAGGAUUUCUACCAUUUCUUCUUCUUGCCCAGGGCGUGAUGGACUGGGCUAUAGCAGAGCUUCAUCUUCUUAUCCUUCUAAUCGAGGCAACAAUGUACGCUUCUCAACGUGCCACGGAAACGAAGAAAUCGACCAAUGGAACAAGUGUCUUUCGCCUCGGACACAAUCAUCGUUACAGCCAUCUAUUCGACGAGAUUGUAUUGACAUGUCUCGUCAAAACGCAACUCGGAACGACGAUGAUUCAAGCAACUGGGGAAGCGUUACCAAAGACCGAUACACGCAUUUCGAUCCAAAAGUAACGCAUCAUCUUCCCAAUCACCGGGAAGACAAACCUUCUUCCUCAGCGCAUAGUCCAAGGAAUACCCUCAUAAAUGACGCCGACAGCCAAAAUCCAACAGUAGAGCAGCAGCUGAAAGAGCACUUGCAUUCGAUUGAUUUUGAAUCUAACUCUGUAGCAGAUUCUUUCAAAUCACGCAACAAGGCAACUUUACGAGGGGAAAUGACUGCUAAUACAAUCAAUCGCGUGGGUAAUGCAGGUGCCRAUUCGGUCAUUUCUUAUAGUGAAAAUAGCAAAGGGAUUUACUGCGAGGUGAGAUACCGCGCCAAGAAGAGUCCAAAAGCAAAGAAAGUUGUUGUGAAGGAAGACAAGAAGCCAGUAAAGAUGUGGCUUUGUGAUGUUUGCAAGGAGGCACGGUUCGGUAGCUACAUCGAAGCCUUUCGCCACGAAAUAGAAUGCAAAAGGAUCAAAGCUGAAAUGAGAGAAAGCAGUUCGAGGGGAGGAGAAGACAAUAAUAGCAACGACGAUCAGUCCUCAAUGCCGGGAACUGAGCAACGAGCGUUGAGAAGGGGAAAAAUAAAAAUGCAGCUAAGGGAAAUAGAGUUGUCGAGCUCGUCUAGGCCCAUGCGUUGCAACGUUGUUACAAGGGGAAGUAUGCAAAGGGAAUCCGUAGGCCUUACGGCAACCAAAUGGCUUUGUAGUGUUUGUAAGAAACGUUCAUUUGAUCGCUAUUACGAUGCGUGUCGUCACGAAAAAWUUUGCCAAAGACGAAAGGAAGCAACAGCUGUCAUGACAAAGCCGAAGGACGAACACAGAUAUGAUGAUAACCAAUUCGUCGAGGAUCUGAGACACAAUAACAYGGUUGCUAGAGAAAGUAGGCAAGAAAAUGUUUGUGUUGCUGUUUAUGACAACUGUACCAAGGGUGAAACGUGCACAAGUUUCGGAAUAAGUCACGAUAGAAUUUCCCAGAUUAGAAUGGAAGCCACAGCUGACAUGACCGAGCAAAAGAGUGCGUGGAGUUUUGACGAUGACGUUUCCUUCGAGGAACAGAGGCAGAAUAACAUAAUGGUUAAUGGAAGUCGGCAAAGAGAUGUUGAUAUUUAUAUUCAGGACAAUCGUACAAAUAAAGCAUGCACGACUGCCGAAACUAGUCACGAAAAAAGUUUCCAAACAAAGACGGAGGCAACAGCUGAUAUGACUGAGCCAAAGAAUGAGCUGAUGUACGAAGGGAGCCAUUUUGUKGACAAGGAGAGGAGAAAAAUCAUGAGCGCUAAUGAAAGUAGACAAAAAAAUGGUGCUUUCUGUAUGCAAGAGAACAGUGCCAAUGYACGAUAUAACAUUUUCGAAACGCAGAAAAGCAACAGAACUGGAUACUCGCAUUUUGGAAUCAGUCAUGAAAUAGGGGAAGUUUUCAUUGAUCGGUACAAUGCUUUCAAGGCAAUACCAGAACAAGACAUAAAGCUAAGUCCGUUGUAUAACAGCAAAUCAAGAUACGAAGGAGAUGCGUACGAUCGAUACAUUUCUUUGGCAAGUCAGGCAGAAGAUGAAGAACAACGCGAAAAAUAUCUUGCUCUGGCAAAACAGACACGUGAAGAGGAGAUGUCGUGUUAUCGAAGGGAAGAAAACAACGAAGAGCKCUAUGUUUGCCUUGCUUGACGUGGCACAAAGAAUGAAGUUAUAUCCAGCAGCAGAUGUUAUUUGCAAACAAUUUUUCCUAUUGGGGGACAUUAAAAUAGUAUAGUUGUU
Messenger RNA from Pseudo-nitzschia multistriata, 2604 nucleotides. NCBI's taxonomy places the organism in Eukaryota, Bacillariophyta, Bacillariophyceae, Bacillariales, Bacillariaceae. The record is from the annotation of a GenBank genome assembly.